Molecule: messenger RNA, 6256 nt
Organism: Mus musculus (house mouse)
Lineage: Eukaryota; Metazoa; Chordata; Mammalia; Rodentia; Muridae
Gene: Adgrb1
Product: adhesion G protein-coupled receptor B1
Exons: 31
Coding region: 2842-5676 (944 amino acids)
Biological process (GO): G protein-coupled receptor signaling pathway; apoptotic cell clearance; negative regulation of angiogenesis
Cellular component (GO): plasma membrane; dendritic spine; postsynaptic density
Molecular function (GO): G protein-coupled receptor activity; transmembrane signaling receptor activity
Source: RefSeq, marked validated
GUAAUCCGUAAUGCAGUCUCUGGCUCCCGAUUCGGGAUCCAGUUUCAGAGAGCGAGAGAUUGGGGAGCGCCGGCAGCCGGGCGGGGGAGCAGCUUGCCUCUCUCCUCCUCCUUCUCCGCGUCCUCGGCCUCCUCCUCCUUCUGCCCGCGCCGCCCCGCCCCCGGCUCCGCUCCGCUCCCCCCCCCCCGCCCCCAGGAAGGGAAAAAAGGCGAGAAGAGCCGGGCAGGCGAGAGGACCGGAGCGGCGGCGCGGCCGGAGAGGGAGCGGCGGGCGCAGGCGGUGGUGGCGGCGGCGGCGGCGGGCGCGGCGUUGGCGGCGGCCCCGGCAGAGCGAGCUGAGCGGGCGAGCCGGCGGCACAGGCGUCCGCGCCGCGUCCUGGCCAGCCUCCGGGCCCGCGCGCCCAGCACAGCCCGCAGCCAGGGCAUCCGGACCCUUCUGGCGCCCGGGGGGCUCCGCCAGGCAGGGGGUGGGGAGGAGCCUGAGAGCGCCCGCGGGUGCGCUCUUGGGAACGUCUCGGCGGGGCCCAAAGCGAGUCGGGGGCGGCAGCGACAGUAGCCCCAGCUCGGAUCGGGCGCGCGGCUCGGCCGCUGGCGACGCGGUGCGCUCCGGGGGCUUUGCAAGUCGCUGGAUCAAGUCCUUGCUCGCCCGUGGGGCCUCUGCUGCUGGGGAAGCUACCAUUGGAAGCCACAGGCAAACACCAGGAGCCUGGACUUUAGGAGUUAUCGCUGCUUCCACUGUCUCCUGAAACCCUGCCCUGCCCCCACCUUGCCUUCACCCAGCCCCUGCCACUGGCUCACUGCCCUGGACGGCCCUGCCUGCUGCCGGACCCUGGCAUGUCAAGGCCUGGCCUGCACUUGCCUGCCCAGCCCGCGGAACCCCAGCGGCCCCGCGAGCUAGGAUGAGGGGCCAGGCUGCUGCCCCGGGCCCCAUCUGGAUCCUUGCUCCACUCCUGCUGUUACUAUUGCUAUUGGGGCGCUGGGCGCGCGCUGCCUCUGGGGCAGACAUAGGGCCUGGGACAGAGCAGUGCACCACGUUGGUGCAGGGAAAGUUCUUCGGCUACUUCUCGGCGGCUGCUGUAUUUCCGGCCAACGCCUCACGCUGCUCUUGGACCCUUCGCAACCCGGACCCUCGUCGUUACACGCUCUACAUGAAGGUGGCCAAGGCACCUGCACCCUGCAGCGGCCCCGGCCGAGUUCGUACCUACCAGUUCGACUCUUUCUUGGAGUCUACACGCACCUACCUGGGUGUGGAGAGCUUUGACGAAGUUCUGCGGCUCUGCGAUUCCUCUGCACCCCUCGCCUUUCUACAGGCCAGCAAACAGUUUCUACAGAUGCAACGCCAACAGCCACCCCAAGACGGUGACCUCGGACCCCAGGGCGAGUUCCCCAGCUCUAGUGACGACUUCUCCGUGGAGUACCUGGUGGUGGGCAAUCGCAACCCCAGCCAUGCUGCCUGUCAGAUGCUGUGUCGCUGGCUGGAUGCCUGUCUAGCCGGCAGCCGCAGCUCACACCCCUGUGGCAUCAUGCAGACUCCCUGCGCCUGCCUGGGUGGAGAUGUUGGAGACCCUGCUUCCAGCCCCUUGGUCCCCCGUGGGGACGUCUGCUUGAGGGACGGCGUAGCUGGUGGCCCUGAGAACUGCCUCACCAGCCUGACCCAGGACCGGGGUGGGCACGGCUCAGCAGGUGGCUGGAAACUGUGGUCCUUGUGGGGCGAAUGUACGCGGGACUGCGGGGGAGGCCUGCAAACUCGAACCCGCACUUGCUUACCCACCCUUGGUGUGGAGGGCGGAGGCUGCGAGGGCGUUCUGGAAGAAGGUCGCCUGUGCAAUCGCAAGGCCUGCGGUCCCACUGGGCGCAGCAGCUCACGGAGCCAGUCCCUGAGGUCCACGGAUGCCCGGCGACGUGAGGAGUUUGGGGAUGAGCUGCAGCAGUUUGGGUUCCCAUCUCCCCAGACUGGACUGGACCCACAGGUGACCCAGCAGCUGAGGAGUGGUCCCCAUGGAGUGUAUGCUCCAGUACCUGCGGUGAGGGCUGGCAGACCCGCACCCGCUUCUGCGUGUCAUCCUCGUACAGUACUCAGUGCAGUGGACCUCUGAGGGAGCAGCGGCUCUGCAACAACUCAGCCGUGUGUCCAGUGCAUGGAGCCUGGGAUGAGUGGUCACCCUGGAGCCUCUGCUCCAGCACCUGUGGCCGUGGCUUCCGUGACCGCACUCGCACCUGCAGGCCCCCUCAGUUUGGAGGCAACCCCUGUGAGGGUCCUGAGAAGCAAACCAAGUUCUGCAACAUUGCUCUGUGCCCUGGCCGGGCAGUGGAUGGAAACUGGAACGAAUGGUCCAGCUGGAGCACCUGCUCUGCCAGUUGCUCCCAAGGCCGCCAGCAGCGGACCCGAGAGUGCAAUGGUCCUUCCUAUGGAGGCGCUGAGUGCCAGGGCCACUGGGUGGAGACUCGAGACUGCUUCCUGCAGCAAUGCCCAGUGGAUGGCAAAUGGCAGGCCUGGGCCUCAUGGGGCAGCUGCAGCGUCACAUGUGGAGGUGGAAGCCAGCGACGGGAGCGUGUCUGCUCUGGGCCUUUCUUUGGGGGAGCAGCCUGCCAGGGGCCCCAGGACGAGUACCGACAGUGUGGCGCUCAACGAUGUCCUGAGCCCCAUGAGAUUUGUGAUGAGGACAACUUUGGGGCCGUGGUCUGGAAGGAGACCCCAGCUGGAGAGGUGGCUGCAGUCCGGUGUCCCCGCAAUGCCACAGGCCUCAUCCUGCGCCGCUGUGAGCUGGACGAGGAGGGCAUCGCCUUCUGGGAGCCGCCCACCUACAUCCGCUGCGUCUCCAUCGACUACCGGAACAUCCAGAUGAUGACCCGAGAACACCUGGCAAAGGCUCAGCGGGGGCUGCCAGGGGAGGGGGUCUCAGAGGUCAUCCAGACACUGCUGGAGAUCUCACAGGAUGGCACCAGCUACAGCGGCGACCUGCUCUCCACCAUUGAUGUCCUGAGGAACAUGACAGAGAUUUUCCGCAGGGCUUACUACAGCCCCACGCCAGGGGAUGUGCAGAACUUUGUCCAGAUCAUCAGCAACCUGCUGGCAGAAGAGAACCGGGACAAGUGGGAGGAGGCGCAGCUGAUGGGCCCCAAUGCCAAGGAGCUCUUUCGGCUGGUGGAGGACUUUGUGGAUGUCAUCGGCUUCCGCAUGAAGGAUUUGAGGGAUGCCUACCAGGUGACAGACAAUCUGGUGCUCAGCAUCCACAAGCUUCCGGCCAGUGGGGCCACCGACAUCAGCUUCCCUAUGAAGGGCUGGCGUGCCACCGGAGACUGGGCCAAGGUGCCAGAGGACAGGGUCACCGUGUCCAAGAGUGUGUUUUCCACAGGGCUGGCAGAAGCUGACGAUUCAUCUGUGUUCGUGGUUGGUACUGUGCUCUACCGAAACUUGGGCAGCUUCCUGGCCCUGCAGAGGAACACAACUGUCCUCAACUCUAAGGUCAUCUCCGUGACUGUGAAGCCCCCGCCUCGAUCGCUGCUCACACCCUUGGAGAUCGAGUUUGCCCACAUGUACAACGGCACUACCAACCAGACCUGUAUCCUGUGGGAUGAGACAGAUGGACCCUCCUCCUCCGCCCCCCCGCAGCUCGGGCCCUGGUCGUGGCGCGGCUGCCGCACGGUGCCCCUCGAUGCCCUCCGGACGCGCUGCCUGUGUGACCGGCUCUCCACCUUCGCCAUCUUAGCCCAGCUCAGCGCCGACGCGACCAUGGAUAAGGUGACCGUGCCCUCUGUGACGCUCAUCGUGGGCUGUGGCGUGUCUUCCCUCACCCUGCUCAUGCUGGUCAUCAUCUACGUGUCUGUGUGGAGGUACAUUCGCUCAGAGCGGUCCGUUAUCCUCAUCAAUUUCUGCCUGUCCAUCAUCUCCUCUAAUGCUCUCAUCCUUAUCGGGCAGACCCAGACCCGCAACAAGGUUGUGUGCACGCUGGUGGCUGCCUUCUUGCACUUCUUCUUCCUGUCCUCAUUUUGCUGGGUGCUCACCGAGGCCUGGCAAUCCUACAUGGCCGUCACCGGCCGCCUCCGGAGCCGGCUCGUCCGCAAACGCUUUCUCUGCCUGGGCUGGGGGCUCCCUGCACUGGUGGUGGCCAUUUCUGUGGGAUUCACCAAGGCCAAGGGCUACAGCACCAUGAACUAUUGCUGGCUCUCCCUGGAGGGGGGACUUCUGUAUGCCUUCGUGGGACCGGCAGCUGCAGUUGUGCUGGUGAACAUGGUGAUCGGGAUCCUGGUGUUCAACAAGCUCGUGUCCAAGGACGGCAUCACGGACAAGAAGCUGAAGGAGCGGGCAGGGGCCUCCCUGUGGAGCUCCUGCGUGGUGCUGCCGCUGCUGGCGCUGACCUGGAUGUCUGCUGUGCUUGCUGUCACCGACCGCCGCUCCGCCCUCUUCCAGAUCCUCUUCGCUGUCUUUGACUCACUGGAGGGCUUCGUCAUCGUGAUGGUGCACUGCAUUCUGCGCAGAGAGGUCCAGGAUGCUGUGAAGUGCCGUGUGGUAGACCGACAAGAGGAGGGCAACGGGGACUCAGGGGGCUCCUUCCAGAACGGCCAUGCCCAGCUCAUGACCGACUUUGAGAAGGAUGUGGAUCUGGCCUGUAGAUCAGGUGAGCGCCUGACAGUGCUGAACAAAGACAUUGCAGCCUGCCGCACAGCAACUAUCACAGGUACCUUCAAGCGACCAUCACUGCCUGAAGAGGAGAAGAUGAAGCUGGCCAAGGGCCCACCCCCCACCUUCAACAGCCUGCCAGCUAAUGUGUCCAAGCUGCACCUGCACGGUUCACCCCGCUAUCCUGGUGGGCCACUGCCUGACUUCCCUAAUCACUCACUCACCCUCAAAAAGGACAAGGCCCCCAAGUCCUCUUUUAUUGGCGAUGGGGACAUCUUUAAGAAACUGGACUCCGAGCUGAGCCGAGCCCAGGAGAAGGCUCUGGACACGAGCUACGUGAUCCUGCCCACGGCCACGGCCACACUCCGGCCCAAACCCAAGGAGGAACCCAAAUACAGCAUCAACAUUGACCAGAUGCCCCAAACCCGCCUCAUCCACCUUAGCAUGGCACCUGAUGCCAGCUUCCCUACCCGAAGCCCACCUGCCCGUGAGCCCCCAGGUGGUGCACCCCCUGAGGUGCCCCCUGUCCAGCCCCCACCACCGCCACCUCCACCACCCCCUCCACCCCAACAGCCCAUACCCCCACCACCCACCCUGGAGCCUGCACCUCCCAGCCUGGGGGACACGGGGGAGCCUGCGGCCCACCCGGGACCCAGUUCAGGUGCUGGGGCCAAGAAUGAGAACGUGGCCACCUUGUCAGUGAGCUCUCUGGAGCGGCGGAAAUCACGGUAUGCAGAACUGGACUUUGAGAAGAUCAUGCACACACGGAAGCGACACCAAGACAUGUUCCAGGACCUGAACCGGAAGCUGCAGCAUGCGGCUGAGAAGGAGAAGGAGGUGCCAGGCGCAGACAGCAAGCCAGAGAAGCAGCAGACUCCCAACAAGAGGGCCUGGGAGAGCCUCCGCAAGCCCCACGGGACGCCUGCCUGGGUAAAAAAGGAGCUGGAGCCACUGCCCCCGUCUCCACUGGAGCUGCGGAGCGUAGAGUGGGAGAAGGCGGGUGCCACCAUCCCACUGGUUGGCCAGGACAUCAUUGACCUCCAGACCGAGGUCUGAGCGGGCGGGCCGUGGCCCCACACCGGGCCAGGAGGUGGGAUGCUGCUCUGCCCGCUCCGCCAUAGGACGGGCACAGACGCGCUCGCGGUGGCGGGCCGGGUCCAGCCCCGGCCUCAGGGCGCUCAGAGGCGGCCAGGCAGAGGGCCCGCGGUGCUGGGACCAGAGCCAGACACAGGACAGGAGGUGGCAUGGCCGGCGGGCACAGGGAUCCAGAGGCCAGAUGGUGCCUCAGACUCAGCCCUCCUUGGGCAAGCCCGGGCAGGCAGGCAGGCGAGCUGCUGUGAACACGGACAGGCCUGGUGUGGCCAGCGUCCCCAGGAUGCCCACUUCAGCCACCACUGCAGAGGACUGCCUGUGGCCCACCAGCCUGGCUCCGAUUUUUAGACACCCCUACCCCUUGGGAAGCAGCCAGACCCCCCACUCCCUUCCAGGACCCUGGGCCCCUCUCAGACCCAGGCAGAGAGCAUGGUCCUGACCCAGCCCCCCCGGGACAGGACUGAGAUCACUCUGGAAAGAAGCGGGGUGGGGAAUCUAUUUUUUCUCUCCUUUUCUUUUCUUCAAUAAAAAGAAUUAAAAACCC